Molecule: messenger RNA, 559 nt
Organism: Saimiri boliviensis boliviensis (Bolivian squirrel monkey)
Lineage: Eukaryota; Metazoa; Chordata; Mammalia; Primates; Cebidae
Source: RefSeq, a predicted model, not a curated record
AGCAAUGAUUCAGCAUAGACCUGCUCUUGUUAAAGUAAUUUUAAUUUCGGGCGUAGCCUUCAGCGUUGCCCUGAUAUGUGGGAUGGCAGUAUCCGGUAUGAUAUAUCAGCUGGCACAGGCUGAGGAAAGACAGCGGCUUGAGUCACUUUAUAAGAACAUCAAGAUACCAUUAUUAGGAGGCAACGAAGAGGGCUCAGAGAAUGAGGAUGAGUCGAGGCACCUACUUCCAGAGAAUGAAAAGGAGCUGGAGAAGUUCAUCCACUCAGUUAUUAGAUCAAAAAGCAGGAAAAAUAUUAAGAAGAAACUGAGUGAAGAGCGAAACUGAGAAAUAGGAAAAAACAAAAAAACAAAAAACAAAGAAUGGGACACAUAAUGGACAGUAGAUGACUUGUGAAUGCAGAUGCCAGAGGUGCUAGCUGAGGCAGCGGAGGAAGAACUUAGCAUAGUGGGAGACUGAGCACGUGGCAGGGCUUGCUCCCAGAGAGUCUUGUAGAAGAGGACAUCAAUGAAAGAAGCACCAGUUGUGUAUCCCAGAAAAUAAAGCCAGAUGAUAUAGCAA